AUGAAGAACUCAAAUUUUGUCAUUCUUUCUUUUUAUUGUCUCAUACUUCUGUCUAAGCCAUUUUUCUCUCUCUCAGCCACAGAAAGGUGCAAUCCAGAUGACAAAAAAGUCCUCUUACAAAUCAAACAAGCCCUAAACAACCCUUAUCAAUUGGCCUCAUGGAAUCCCAACACAGAUUGUUGUGAUUGGUACGUUGUUGAUUGUGACCCCAAUAACAACCGGAUUGUUACAUUCAAUCUCUUCUCCGCCAACAUAUCUGGCCAAAUUCCUGCUGCCAUCGGAGACCUCCCUUAUCUCGAAACUUUGGUAUUCCGAAAACUUACCAACGUAACCGGCCAAAUUCCGUCAGCUGUCGCUAAUCUAACCAAUCUCAAAUUGCUUAGACUUAGUUAUACGAACCUAUCCGGUCCGGUCCCUACAUUCUUUACUCAACUCAAGAACUUAACCUUUCUAGACUUAUCAUUCAAUGACCUAACCGGUUCAAUCCCGGUUGAACUGUCCCUACUCCAAAACCUCGACGCCCUUCACUUAGACCGGAACAGACUCACUGGAACCAUCCCAGAAUCCUUCGGAAAUCUCACUGGAAAAGUACCUGAUCUCUAUCUCUCCCACAACAACCUCACAGGUUCAGUCCCAAAAUCUUUAGGUGACUUGAACUUCACUGUGCUCGACUUUUCGCAAAAUAAUCUUAUAGGUGACAUCUCAUUCUUGUUUGGCAGAAACAAGACUAUACAAAUAGUAAAUUUCUCGAGGAACAUGUUCGAGUUCAAUCUGUCGAAUGUGCAGUUUCCCGACAGCUUAACAUCAUUGGAUUUGAAUCACAAUAUGAUUAGUGGGAGUCUGCCACAGGAUCUGACAAAAUUGAAUUUGCAGUUCUUGAAUGUUAGUUAUAACAGGUUAUGUGGUCAGAUUCCUGCUGGUGGGAAAUUGCAAAGCUUUGAUGUUAGUUCUUAUUUCCACAACAAAUGCCUGUGUGGAGCUCCAUUGCCUGCCUGCAAUUAA
Molecule: messenger RNA, 1002 nt
Organism: Fraxinus pennsylvanica
Lineage: Eukaryota; Viridiplantae; Streptophyta; Magnoliopsida; Lamiales; Oleaceae
Source: the annotation of a GenBank genome assembly